This is a messenger RNA of Vombatus ursinus (common wombat), 665 nucleotides long. RefSeq lists its product as uncharacterized. Bases 54 to 665 code for a protein of 203 amino acids. The record is from RefSeq and is a predicted model, not a curated record. The transcript is spliced from 2 exons. NCBI's taxonomy places the organism in Eukaryota, Metazoa, Chordata, Mammalia, Diprotodontia, Vombatidae.
CUUAGGGGCAAAAGUGAGGGCAAGAGUGUGCCCUUCAUUAGUACGGUCAAAUUAUGACGACCUCUGUACUUCAAGGGCAAACCCUACUGAGUGCCUCUCCUCUCCCGGGAUCCACGCGGUUGGAAGCCUGGUGCAGGAGCCGUGCGGGGGCACUCCAUAGAGGGAGAAACCUGCCAUCCCGGAACCGAGGGAACUUCCUACCAAGCUCCCCUCCACCGGAGGACUACAAUAUCAAUCUGUCAAUUGAUACCCUUGGGACAGUAACUACCGGAGGAAGAGAGGAGAGCUGGCGUGCGCCACAAAUGAAGGUCCCAAAUCUUGGAGGGAGAUUCCGCUCCCGAAGAAAGUUCAUUUCCUACCCAAAGGAGAGUAGCACUCACUGGCUGGCGCUGGGUGGAGCGGAGCAGGGCACAGAAGAGAAGACGCCGGGGUCGAGCGCUAGUCUUGGGAACCGAGGCAGAGCCGGAGAGAAGCGCAGCGGAGCGCACACUACAGGAUUUAAGGGAGUUGCUCAGCCGACCUCCACACAGCGGCCCCUGCCGCCCUCACAGAGGACCAGUGAGAGAGGGGGAAAAAAAAAAAAGAAAGAACAAGAAAAAGGGGGAGGAGAAAAACCAGUUAAGGGAGUCACUUGCCCUGCCCUCCCUCCCACCCCUGGAGCGUGA